AGGCUCCGAACACUUAAGCGCCACGAAUCAGAUAAUUGUCUACGGAGACCACUUGGAGUCCUACAGCACUAUGGCAGCUCUGCUUGAAUUAGGCAUCGCUCCUAAGGAUAUAGCCUUCGUGGAGCCAUUCCCACAUCUUGACCGCAACUUGAUGAGAGUCAACUGUUUUAACGAUGAAGUGAUCGAUGAAAGAGUCCAAGCAAGCUUAAACAAUUUGGGAAUUUACGUAUACCGUGAAUGUCACUUCGUAAGCUGGCAGUUGCAGGGGACUCGCAUCACCAGCCUGGACGUGAUGUCGCCGCUCCAUAAGAUCUCCAUACCCUGCUUCGCUCUUUUUUAUUACGGCUUGAAGGCUAUUAACUAUUAUGCUUUUAAAGGUACAGUCAGCUGCAGAGGUGACCCCAGUGGUGUAGCGUGA
Cydia fagiglandana is the source of this 418-nucleotide messenger RNA. RefSeq lists its product as uncharacterized. The transcript is spliced from 2 exons. Bases 71 to 418 code for a protein of 115 amino acids. NCBI's taxonomy places the organism in Eukaryota, Metazoa, Arthropoda, Insecta, Lepidoptera, Tortricidae. The record is from RefSeq and is a predicted model, not a curated record.